AGUUAGGAGACUGCAGUGGGCAGGCCGCUGAGCGACAAGCGCAGAGGAAGAGCUGCACACACGCGCUCAGCUUAUAGCAAGACUUCAAAAAGUGUCCAGGCAAGCGUAAAAGCUGGCUGCAGAAGAGAAUACAGGAAAGACCAAAAAAAUGCAGCUCAAGAGAGUCCAGAGUGGCUUAGUAUGAAGAACUCUAUUUGAUCUAGGUGAUGCACCCUGGAAAUUCUGAGGACACAUUUCUCUCCAGGGAAACCUGACUUAUCAUAUUAAGUGCUGAGAUGGCUUCUUUCUAAAGGAAUGUGGAUGGCAUCGAGCAGCGUGUGAGGUAUGGGACCUCUGAAGAUACAAACCUAGCAGCAUCCUGCAAUGAUGAUGUAAAAUUUACUUUUUACCUUUUUUGCAGUGACUUUUUGCUUAAGUUUAGUAAGUGACCUGACUGGCUGAAAUAAAAGGGGGAAAGACUAAACGCCAACAGGCUGGCAGCAGAAACAGAGAAGUCCAUGGACAUAAGGAGAGGGUUUUUGUUUAAGGACAGAGAGGAAUCGCUCCUGGGCUAGAACUGUAUAAUAACCACUCCAUAGCUGGUGUUCAGAUUAGAAUUUAAAGCUUUGAGGGAUGAAGAAUCUUUUCUGCUAUUCCUUUUAAUAAUAAAAAAAAUAUUUGUCUAAUUUACAGCCAGAGAACAGUCAGAAGACAUAUUUAAAACCAACAAUAACUCACAAAAAAAGUAAUUCUGACAAGUGUCCUGCCUAAAAAGAAAACAAAAACAUUUGUCCACCUCGACCUCCUAAGUUCACAAAAUCAAGAGUGGCCCUUUUGAGGAAUUGCUGGCCAGCUACAAAUGUUAUUGAGGUGGUCUGCACUCUGAUUGGGAAAGCAACAAAGGCACCAGCUUAUUGUGUACAGACUUUGUUGGACCUUCAACUCCUCUUGAGAACGCAAUUUAAGUGAGAGCAAAGAAUUUGUGCCAAUGCCAGGAGAUGUGAAUAGCUACUGGCACUAAUGAAAUGAGGAUUCGGGGAACUGGACAACACAGGACACAGACAACAGGCUGAAGAUCUUUGGCUGUGUCAUGGCAGUUUCUUUAGGUCAUCUUUGACAUCUUUACCAGAUUCCUCCUGUUCAGAAUGGGAAAUCAUUCCUGGCUGAAAUCGGACCUCCAUCACUCAAUAAGUGGAAGCUACAUUUCUGGAUCCAGUGCAAGCUCCUUUCCUAAUCAGAAUUCAAACUUUUCCGACAUGUAUGUGUACAGUAACAGCACCCCACAGAUGCCAUCACUGACUCCCAGUGCCCUGCCUAAACAGCGUGAUAAGGACUUAGCUAAGGCAGAAAUUGCCAUCCUUGCAGCAAUCAUGGCCCUUGCAGCUGUGGGCAACACCUUUGUACUCGUUAUCCUGGUGCGACGGAGAAAGCACAACGCACCAAUGCAUGUGUUUAUGGUGAACCUGUGCAUUGCAGAUCUGGUUGUGGCAUUCUUUCAGGUAUUACCACAGCUGUUGUGGGACAUUACAGAGCAUUUCAUGGGACCAGAUAUCCUUUGCAGGACUAUUAAAUACCUGCAGAUCGUUGGUAUGUUUGCUUCCUCCUACAUGAUUGUGGCCAUGACCUUUGACCGUCACCAGGCAAUUUGCCACCCGAUGUGGACCUUUCAGAAGCGAGGGGCCCGUUGGAAUAUUCCAAUCACCAUGGCAUGGAGUUUGUCAUUGUUGCUUAGCCUACCACAGAUUUUCAUAUUCUCCAAAACUAAGAAGGACUCAGGGCAAAUGGACUGCUGGGGACAUUUUGUAGAGCCAUGGGGUCUCAAAGCAUACAUUACAUGGAUGACUGUAAUGGUAUUUAUUGGGCCAACCAUUAUUAUUGCAGUUUGCCAGAUACGAAUCUUCAAGGAGAUACACGAGAACAUCUACCUCAAGUCAGAGCGAGUGUCAGCAGAAAUUAAGAAGAAUAAGUUGACAAUUGAGAUGGAAAAAAAUCCUUCAGGCGUGUCCAAAGCCAUGUCCAAGACCAUCAAGAUGACCUUGGUGAUUGUGUUGGUUUAUAUUAUUUGUUGGGCACCCUUUUUUAUCAUACAGCUAUGGGCAGCUUGGGACCCCAAUGCACCAAGUCAAAGUAUCCCCUUCACCAUCAUCAUGCUGCUUGCCAGUCUAAACAGCUGUACAAACCCCUGGAUCUACACAGCUUUUAGUAGCAGUGUCUCCAAGGAGUUGAUCCGUCUGCUGUGCUGUCGUCAGUGGGCAAGGAGGAAGAACUCCAUUCCUGAUGAUUCGAGUACUACUGGAACAUCCACAACAGCAAAAGACACAAUUUACUGAUGCAGCCACAGCAAUCAGGACUGCCUGUGAGGAACAUCCUUGGUAUCAUCCUGCUGUAUAUUCACUUGUUCUGCAAGCAUUGCCCAGAUGGCCAAACGCUUUAUGCCUAAGGCAACAGAUUGUAUUCACCAUAGCAAGUAAAAAAGGAGUACGCCUGCUUGUGCCUGAUGGCAUUUUAUUGAAAUGUUAGGGAUCAGCAGGUCAUAUAUGAUGGUUCAGAAGUGAUGAGGAACUGGAAUUCUUAUCUCCAAAACCUGUGGUAUCAAGUCAUUGUGUUUCUUACCAGCCUCUGUUUAGUUACCUGCUUUCCUACAAUACAACAUGAUGUCCAGCACAGUGUCUUCUGCUCCCCAACACCCAGAGUAUAUAACUCCAUGCUGACAUGGCAUGCAUGGAAGAAGAAUGUUGGGGAGUGAGCGUGAGAGGAAGUGCUGUCCAAGAGCGGAUUAUAGAAGCAGUGAUCCAUGGACUGUAAGUCCCUUUCACACUAGAUCUGCAAACCAUUUGUAACGUAGCAUACGAACACCUACACAAAUUGAAGGGUUAGUUAGCCUUUGGUUGGAGCCAAUCAUGAUUUUGGCAUGUUAAAGCCAGUGCCAUAUUUAAUUCAAAUAAAAGAACAAGAUCAUCUGAUUCAAGGCUGACAAACACAGCUCAAGAGGCAAAAAAAUGCAGCAAAGAGAAAACAUCUAACAUCUUUAUGAAAUCCUGAAGUUUCCUGGACACUUAUUUCUAGUUAUUCAAACCAUAAUUUCAGGAUGAUGUCCUAUCAAAAUCUGCUUUUGUUAAUUUUCAAAUCUUUUAUUAAUGAAGAAAACCUGGAAGAGCUUGUGCAGUGCAUUCUUACUGCUUAAUCAUGAAAGUCAAGCUGCUUUCAUGAAAUGCAGCUUGGGAAAAAAAACAACUAAAUCAGUUUAGUAUCUUGUGCGUUACAAUCCAAGUUGUAGUGCUCAUGUGAAAGCAUUGCAAAGAAAUCAAAAAUGUGUUCUGUGAGGACUCAAGGGAUGUAGGUGCAAACCUAAGGCUGUUAUUAUGGUUCUGCUUCACACCCCAGCUUGCCUGCACUGAAUGGGUUUAUAUUAUGAAAUUCUUACUAUGAUGACUCUGGAACUGAUUUUUCAGAAGCUAAAUAUUAGAAUUUAUUUCUUGUCAUCCAAUGGUGCAAAUGUUUUUCCAUCAACAUUUUUUUGUCAUUGUUUUUGUCUGAUAUUCAUAUUAUAUUGUUAUUGUUUUAUCUUAUCAUGUAUAUCUUGAAUGUUUACAGAUGUUUUCAACCAGCUGUAUUAAACUUUAUAUUUUAUCCA
Molecule: messenger RNA, 3613 nt
Organism: Erpetoichthys calabaricus (reedfish)
Lineage: Eukaryota; Metazoa; Chordata; Cladistia; Polypteriformes; Polypteridae
Gene: avpr2ab
Product: arginine vasopressin receptor 2a, duplicate b
Exons: 6
Coding region: 1125-2309 (394 amino acids)
Biological process (GO): positive regulation of vasoconstriction; G protein-coupled receptor signaling pathway; regulation of systemic arterial blood pressure by vasopressin
Cellular component (GO): membrane
Molecular function (GO): vasopressin receptor activity; peptide binding
Source: RefSeq, a predicted model, not a curated record